AUGAAAGUGUUCGAGUUGAUAGGAGGGAUGGUCAUCCUCACCUCUGUGUUUUCGGCCUGUGCCGCACAAAGUCCAAUGACUGUGCUGUGCUCCCUAGACUGGUUCAUGGUCACCGUGCACCCCUUCAUGUUGAAUAACGAUGUAUAUGUGCACUUCCAUGAGUUACACUUGGGCCUGGGCUGCCCUGCCAACCACGUUCAGCCACACGCCUACCAGUUCACCUACCGCGUUACGGACUGUGGCAUCCGGGCCAAGGCUGUCUCUCUGGACAUGGGGACUGUUGGGGAGCAGUAGGACAUGGGAGUAGCUGGUGGGACAGGCACCACCACCCAGCACGGCGGGGCAAGCUACGACGUGUUCACCUUGUCGCAGUCCAGCCAAAGGCCUUGUGUCUUCGGCGAAGAGGAGCGUAUCCAGGCCCCCCGGCACCAAGGGGAGGCUCAGGAGGGCCUGCUGGUGCAGCCGUCUGCCUUUGUGGAUAUUUCUGAAGACUGGUCUCUUCGCUCGGAUGAUCUUAUUGAGUCCAUGUGAUCCCCGGCUUUGGGGUCUCCUGUAGAUGCUUUUUCUAACAUAAGUAUGUAAUAUUUUCUAAUCUCAGACACGUAAGUGUUUUUGGUAGCCCCUUUAUGAGUGCCUUUGAGAGAGGGCAGCUCGUGGUAUUUUCAUGAAUAAAGCUUUUCUAUAUUUUUAUAUCUUUUUUUAAAAAUAAAAUUUUGA
Molecule: messenger RNA, 717 nt
Organism: Mirounga angustirostris (Northern elephant seal)
Lineage: Eukaryota; Metazoa; Chordata; Mammalia; Carnivora; Phocidae
Gene: PLAC1
Product: placenta enriched 1
Source: RefSeq, a predicted model, not a curated record